Molecule: messenger RNA, 2036 nt
Organism: Clarias gariepinus (North African catfish)
Lineage: Eukaryota; Metazoa; Chordata; Actinopteri; Siluriformes; Clariidae
Gene: prkacba
Product: protein kinase, cAMP-dependent, catalytic, beta a
Exons: 10
Coding region: 348-1403 (351 amino acids)
Biological process (GO): peptidyl-serine phosphorylation
Cellular component (GO): nucleus; cAMP-dependent protein kinase complex
Molecular function (GO): ATP binding; cAMP-dependent protein kinase activity
Source: RefSeq, a predicted model, not a curated record
GACGAGAGUUCUCCCUGCCUGCGCUGUUUCCAUCGGCGACAUCUCGCGCCAAAUAGCGCAGGCCAAUGAGUGUCCCCAGUACACACAGAUACUACACGAGCCGAUGAUGUUACAGCGCCUGAAAGGGCUUCCCUCUGUACGCUGUUAGCUGCCGGUGUUGUCUGGCAGCGUUGACAGCUCGCUAGCUUGCUUGUUCACACGAUUGAUGCCAACUAUAAAGCGAGCUGAAGAGCACAGCUAGCUAGCAGGCCAGCUGUCCACCUGGACCGGAGUCGAGCAGGAGCCCUUGCUAGCUGGCUAACCAGCCCGGGAGAAGCAUCCGACUGUGUGUAAGUGUCUUCCUGACGAUGGGAAACGCCGCUGCUGCCAAGAAAGGCAACGAAUUAGAAAGCGUGAAAGAAUUUUUAGCCAAAGCCAGAGAGGAUUUCUUGAGGAAAUGGGAAUGUCCGCCACAGAGCACAACCUGCCUUGAUGACUUUGAAAGACUGAAGACUCUGGGUACUGGUUCUUUUGGAAGAGUUAUGUUAGUGAAGCAUAAAGCAACGGAGCAAUACUAUGCUAUGAAGAUCCUAGACAAGCAGAAAGUGGUGAAGCUGAAACAAAUAGAACACACGUUAAAUGAGAAGAGAAUAUUGCAGGCUGUCUCUUUUCCAUUUCUCGUCAGAUUGGAAUACUCUUUCAAGGACAACUCAAAUUUGUAUAUGGUUAUGGAGUAUGUUCCUGGUGGAGAGAUGUUCUCACACCUCAGACGAAUUGGAAGAUUCAGUGAGCACCAUGCCAGGUUCUAUGCAGCUCAGAUCGUGCUUACGUUUGAGUACCUUCACUCACUAGACCUCAUCUACAGAGACCUAAAGCCUGAGAACCUUCUCAUCGAUCAACACGGAUACAUCCAGGUGACAGAUUUUGGCUUUGCUAAAAGAGUAAAAGGCAGGACUUGGACAUUAUGUGGCACACCAGAAUACCUGGCUCCAGAGAUCAUCCUUAGCAAGGGCUACAAUAAAGCUGUGGAUUGGUGGGCUCUUGGUGUUCUGAUCUACGAGAUGGCUGCAGGUUACCCACCCUUUUUUGCCGACCAGCCAAUCCAGAUUUAUGAGAAAAUUGUAUCUGGAAAGGUACGAUUCCCUUCUCACUUCAGUUCCGACCUAAAGGACUUGCUGAAAAAUCUGCUUCAGGUUGAUCUCACCAAACGCUUUGGCAAUCUAAAAAAUGGGGUCAAUGACAUUAAAAACCACAAGUGGUUUGCCACGACAGACUGGAUCGCUAUUUAUGAAAGAAAGGUUGAGGCGCCCAUCAUACCAAAGUGCAGAGGGCCAGGGGACACGAGCAACUUCGACGACUAUGAAGAGGAGGAGAUCCGGAUCUCCGACACAGAGAAGUGCGCCAAGGAGUUCCUGGAGUUUUAGUAGGACGAGAGUUCUCAAAGGGCUCUUACAUAUUGGGAUUUUUUUUUUCUUUUUUCAUUUUCUUCACACUCCUUCAAGGGUGAGAGUGAAGCUCCGACCGUCAUGUGUGUUUAGACUGUUUCACGUUUCUUCAUUCCAUGAGGUUGUGAGAGAGUCAUGAUCUCUGUGUGCAGUUUGCACCAAGCUAUAGAUGAAGUUCAGCACGGAAUGCAGUUUCUCUUUUAGGCUGCAACACAAAGCACCAGACACACUUAUUGUUUUUUUUUCCCCUCUCUCUUUUUUUCUUAGGGCUUUAAGCAUAUUUUUUAAAAUUGGUUUUCAACUUUGUUUUAUUUUAUACUUUUUUUUAACUGUGAUGAAUGAAAAGGCCACUUUUACACGUGUUUAAUGAUUACUAUUAGUUUGUGAUAACGCACUUUUUUUAAGGAUCGGUGCUGCUUGUUCUUGCCAGCAACGUUACAUCAGUUUCAUGCAAAUUUAGUUUUAAGCUUUAUGCUGUUCAUGACAUAUUCACUUCCCGCCUACGUAGGGUGAGUUUGUGCGUGUGUGUGUGUUUGUGCUUAUGUAUCACUGCGUGUGGGUGGUGUAUGUAUGUAUGUAUGUAUGUAUGUAUGUAUGUGUGUAUGUGUACAA